AUGGCGGAUCCUUUGAGCAUCACUGCUUCAGUGCUUGCUGUGGCCACAGCCGCAUUCGUAUCAACAAAAACACUCAUCGAUACCGUAAACCGCUUCAAAGGUCGCGAUAAGACUUUGCAGAGGCUGCAGGAUGAGCUUGAGGACCUCCUCAAGAUCUUGGAGAUGCUCCAAGGCAUAUCUCAAUGUGAGCUGUCUAUCCUAGCGCUUCUCGAAGGCCCCGUUCGCCGGUGCAGUGAGUUGUGCCUUAACUUCGACAAGUCCAUGAAAGACUUCACUGGAAAGGCAACAAAGACCGGGUUCCGAGAUUGGGCCAAGCUGGAGUUUAGGAGGGGCGACAUCAACGAAUUCAUCGACACCGUGUCAGGAUACAAAUCCACGAUCUCGGUCGGCUUGGGAGCCAUCAACUUGAAUGUAUCCAAAGCAUCCCAGCAGAUUCUCGAGCAGUACAGCGAGAUGAUUGAAGAUACGACGUACAAUCUCAAUCUUCGCCUACAAAGAAUCGACGACAAAAUAGCGCUGCUCCCACAGAAAACCGCUGACAGCUCCGACACAAGCAUUGAUCUGAACAACGAGCGAGCAGUGACAGAGCGGUGCCUUAGCAUUUGCGAAAAUGCGAGGUCUUAUCUCGAAUCAUUGACAGAUCAAGAACCAUUAUCGCAACCUAAAUCUCCCCAAGAGUAUCCUAUGGAUCAGCAGGAGACCUUUGAAGCGCAGCGUCUCACCCGCCAACUUCUAGGCCAAAAUAGGGAUAGCAUUGCGGAGAUGGUCGGCCGUCUUCGGGAACGUUUGGAAUCCAUACCACCCGAUGGAAACCCCGCCAAUGGCCAUGAGAGAACACGCUUGCAGCAGGAGCUCAACCUUUCGAAACAGUGUCUCGAGGUUUGCAAAAUGGCUUCUGUUGAAGUAACGCGACAAAAAUGCCACACAAUCGGAGAGGCGAUUGCCGACGGGGACAGUGAUCAAGUUUUAGUCACGACUUUUGCAGACCUCUUCAAUAUUGGGAAAGCGGAGUCUCGAGGCAAGUCUGCGCAAUUGAUCGGAUCAAUGCGAGACGAAACACUGCAGCGAAUCUCUGAUGGUCGAUACGGUAGCCGCUUCGGGGCUUUGCCCAGCACCGAAGCAAGCGCUCCUCUUUUGCAGUCGCCGGUCGAAGUUCAACGAACCAAAGAGGACCCUUCACGUCAGGAGACCGCCGAGGGUGGACGUUCGAUGGCUACAAGACCUUACAAACCUAAUUCCUAUCAAGUUAGAAGCCGAAGGCCAGAUGGACGGGCUGGAACCAGAGAGGAAGGCGAAGAAUGA
Molecule: messenger RNA, 1302 nt
Organism: Colletotrichum higginsianum IMI 349063
Lineage: Eukaryota; Fungi; Ascomycota; Sordariomycetes; Glomerellales; Glomerellaceae
Exons: 2
Coding region: 1-1302 (433 amino acids)
Source: RefSeq, a predicted model, not a curated record